CUAAGUUACACCAACGCACUGCACCGCACGCGCCACUAGGCCUUCACCGAAGUACGAUUGGGAGUGCUGCAAUAGUCAGGGAUUUCAGUGAUAUACGUAGGUCCUAUUUCCCUGCGGCUGACACGAGGAAGGGACAAUCCUCAACUGCAGUCCAUCUGACAAGUGACAGAUGGGUAUCAAGAAAAACAAAGAGCCAUUGCGUGAGUCAUCUUCAGAAGAGGAGGAGGAGGAGGAAGAGGAACAGUAUGUUGUGGAGAAGAUUAUUGACAAGCGGAUAAGGGGUGGGAAGGUGGAGUACCUGCUUAAGUGGAAAGGAUAUGGAGAUGAGGACAAUACAUGGGAACCUGAAGAAAACCUAGACUGCCAAGAAUUGAUUAGAGAUUUUAAUGCUGCAAGAGAGGCAGAAGCAAAGAAAGAUGACAAGAAGAGGAAAUCAGAUAAGAACCCAGCAGCAGGUAGUUCUGCUGAUGAUAAGAAGAAGAUGAAAAUGUCCAGAGAGGAGGACAGUCGACCUAAAGGUUUUGACCGGGGCUUAGAGGCAGAGAAGAUCAUUGGAGCCACAGACACCAAUGGGGAGUUGAUGUUCCUAAUGAAGUGGAAAGAUGCUGACGAAGCUGACCUUGUACCAGCCAGAAUUGCCAAUGUUAGAUGCCCACAAGUGGUGAUAAAAUUCUACGAAGAGAGACUCACCUGGCACCAAAAUUGAUUUUUAAAAUGCCAUCCCAUGAUCCUCAUCUCUUAUUUGUGGGGAGUCUCAUCUCAUUCUCAUGAGCAGGCUUGUGGAACCUGAUUUCUGUACUUUCCCUUUGAUGUGAGACAGAAACUACACCACGCAGCUCCAUUUCUUCCUGAUUUAAUUUUUUCUCACAUUCAUGUGUAUAUAACUUGUGUCUCUGAAGAAAACCUUCCAAAUGAAAGAGGUCUUGUGUAGGGCUGUCUAGUUGGGGGAAACUUGUUGGGUGGGUCCAUGAAUAAAAGUCUCCCAGAAAA
Molecule: messenger RNA, 990 nt
Organism: Darwinula stevensoni
Lineage: Eukaryota; Metazoa; Arthropoda; Ostracoda; Podocopida; Darwinulidae
Source: the annotation of a GenBank genome assembly